Molecule: messenger RNA, 2888 nt
Organism: Phascolarctos cinereus (koala)
Lineage: Eukaryota; Metazoa; Chordata; Mammalia; Diprotodontia; Phascolarctidae
Gene: NSMCE4A
Product: NSE4A component of SMC5/6 complex
Biological process (GO): DNA repair
Cellular component (GO): Smc5-Smc6 complex; nucleus
Source: RefSeq, a predicted model, not a curated record
AAUAAAUUUAUAAAAUAUUUUUGUUUCCCAAUUUAAAAAAAAUCUGCCUUGCAAAUGAAAUUUUAAAAUGACCAACUUAUUAAUCCUUUGACCAAUAUGAAGAAACAAUAUAUUUUAUCUUAAAGACUUUGGGAUUUCUAAACACUAGUGGAUGAAAAUAAUGGAUAGUGAAUCCAUUUGCUAUUUACAAAGAGGAUACAUUUGUUCUUACUUCAUCAGAAAAAGAACUACUGAAAUCUUAUGUUUUAGCUAUGAGUGAAUAAAGAAUUAUCUGGUCUAUUAAACAAAGCAAUACAAAUUUUACCACUGUUUGUAACUUCUUACUCAUAUGAAAUAGUUUUCUGCUACAGUUUGUUUCAGUGACAAGAUAUCACUGUGGUAGUUCUUGGAAAAGAUUUACCAGUAGCAAUAUCACCAAUGAUUUUUUUUAACUGAAAAACAUGCUGCCCAUUAAUCUCAUUUUAAUUUUUGUUAUAAAAUUAGCUGUACAGAUACUGAUACACACAUAAUGGAUUCAAUUUAAGAUUUGCAUGUUAUAAAAAAAUUGCAAUAAUCCUUAAUUCUAUUUGAAUAAAAUAUUGAAAUUGCAGUUAUUUCCAUGUAUUGUUUUAUGAAAAAUUAGGGCGGCGUUGCUAAGUAAAAUAUGGAAACCACCAGCCUGGGGAGUGUGACCGGCAAACUCCUCACUGUCUGCAGAGAUUCUCCAUCAAGGAUCUGUGAAAAGUGUUUUUAAAAAAUAUUCUGAUGACUGCAUUUCAGUAGUUGGCUUCUGUCUGUUGCAAUCUUAUGCAUUUUCUGCAUUUGAAAACAUUAUCCUGAAAAAGGUUCCACAGGCUUCACGAGAAUGCUUCCAGGCCACACAAAAAAGGUUAAGAAGUGCUGGCGUGGAUAACGUUCCGCUACAAGAGGCUGCAUCCGCCCACUCUGUGUAUAAACCAAAUGCGUUUUGUGCCUGCUGCGCCACCGUCCACCUUCCAUUAAUUAGGAACAGGAAGAGAAAUUAUUAAUCCAGAAGCAGGAAGUCACUGGGCGAUGCUGCGCACGCGCAGCAGCACUUUUCUCCCCUCCCCCUUUCCCCUCGAAGAUUGCUAACAGUUCUCCUUGCCCGUGAAGAAACAGCGGGUCUAGGGCCAUGCUGGGCAACUACAACCGCGGCACACCCCGGGCGGGCCCCAACCGGCAGCGGGACUCGCUCCCGCCCGCCCCGCGAGCAGCGAGCGGCUGUCGGACCCCGCAGCGAAGCCAGGGCAUCGACGACCGGGGCGAUGGCAUCGAGGCGGCGGAGGACGAGCCCUGUCCGGCUCCCGGAGGCUCCGAACCGAGCUUCGAGACGGAGGGCGACGACAGCAAGCGGCGCCUGAUCCGGCACCAGUACCGCGAGCUCAUCCACAACGUGCAGCAGCAACGAGAAGAUAUGUUGAGUUCAAAAAGCAACAAAUUAACAGAUGCACUUGAACAAGCCAACCAGCUGUUUAACAGAGUGUCCCAAGCAAGAGAAGCAGCCCUAGAUGCCCAGUUUCUUGUUUUGGCUUCAGACUUGGGUAAAGAAAAGGCAAAUCAGCUGCAUUCUGAUAUGACCUUAUUUGAUCCAACAUCAUAUACUGAAGAUUUACUUAAGUAUAUGGGCCUAAAUCGUCUUGAAGUACAAGAAAGUGAUAGUGAGGAAGAGACUCUUCAUAUUGGAUUCUUACCUGAAGACUCCUGGCUCAGAGUAGGAAUAAUAUCAGUAAAAUUCUUAAAGAGUGCUCCAACAUUCCACUUUUUGUUUGGUUCAUUCAAGACUGAUCCUCCUGUGCCAAAGCAACGGAAUGAACGUCAGAGAAGAAAAGAUAAGAAAGAAGAGGAAAGGGCCAUGCCUGCUGAGUUGAAAAAAAUGGAGGAGUCCCAACAAGAGGCUACAGAAAAGGAGGUAGAAAGGAUCUUGGGAUUACUGCAGACCUAUUUUAGAGAAGAGCCUGAGGCUCCUAUAUCCUUCUUUGACUUUGUGAUUGAUCCAAAUUCUUUUGCCCGAACUGUUGAAAAUAUUUUCCAUGUUUCCUUCAUUGUAAGGGAUGGUUUUGCAAGAAUAAGGCUUGACCAAGAUAAACUGCCAAUAAUAGAGCCUGUUACCCAGGGUGAUGAGGAAAGUGAACAGCAAAGUACCCAGAUCAGGCACCAAGACGUUAUAUCACUGAGUUAUCAAGACUGGAAGGACAUUGUGAGAACUUUUGAAAUUUCGCAGCCUAUGAUCCCUCCUACGUGCUGUAGCGAGUAAAAUCCAAGCUUUCAAAGUUACCCUGCUGCAUGUCUGCCAACGAAAGUGGGAACAGCACCAGAAAUUUGGAGUUGGGAAAAAGGAGGGCCCUGCAAGGACUCUGCCAGACCAUAGCAAUUUCACUCGAGUAAAUGAAUGCUAGGAACCCAGUAAUAGUUGUCAUCACCAGCCAUCAAUGCCUUUUUUAUUUCUUUUUGGGUAAAGCUUACUGUUGUUUCAGUAAGCUGUUGAGGAAAGCUGUGUUUCCCUGGCUUCUUGGGAGGGACCCCUUCUAGACAGCAGCUAGGCAAUGACUUGGAAAGCGCACAGAGCCAGUGAGAAGACAGCUUGUACUGAAAAAGAACAAUGCUUAGUAUAUACUAUCAGCUAUGAACAUUGCUACUAUCAGUGAGGCAAAUCAAAUGGGAUUACCCUUUUCAUGACCCUUAAGUUUCUUUUGUGUAAACUCUUUUCCUGCCAUAAGGCUAUUACUGAUUUUUGUUUUGGCCUGUAUAAAAAUCAGAGAGAAUAGGAUGCUUGGCAUGUCAUUUGCUUUGGCUUUUGUACCUCUGUAGGGCUUUCCUCAUAAUCCAGCAAACUAAGCUAUAUUAAUUGGAUUUCAUUUGAAUUUGUGUUUUGAUUGAUUAUUCCUUAU